Mobula hypostoma (lesser devil ray) is the source of this 666-nucleotide messenger RNA. Its product is annotated as protein RD3-like. The transcript has 3 exons. The coding region runs from base 1 to 666 and encodes 221 amino acids. NCBI's taxonomy places the organism in Eukaryota, Metazoa, Chordata, Chondrichthyes, Myliobatiformes, Myliobatidae. The record is from RefSeq and is a predicted model, not a curated record.
AUGGUCAGAGGUUCGGAUGAGAGUUUGAACCGCGGCGCUUCUGCUCCGGCAGUGGCCUCCCCGGCCCCGGUUCCCAGCCCCGCCAUGUUCCUGUCGUCGGUGUUCGGGUGGAGUGAGCGGUGCCCCGCGGGCAGCCGGCGGCCCCGGCCGGACCUGGUGCCCGACACGCUGACGCUGGAGCUGAGCUGGCAGCUGAAGCGGGCCGAGCGGCUGUGGCGGGAGCGCCAGGCGGAGGGCCGGCGGCUGCGGACCGGAGCCGACUACUCGUGGCUCAGCGCCCUGCCUCGGCGCGCCUACCAGCUGCCGCCCGUCGAGGAGCUGGAACUGCGGGAACUGUGCUCCAGGAUCAAGCCGUUCCAGUGUGGCCCUGUCAUCCUCAGCUUCCGGAAGCUGGUCCAUGAGUUUGAGCCCGAGGUGCACGAGGUUCCGCGGCUGUUCCGCUCAGCUCUCCUGGACUUCAUCGAGCGGGAGGAGGAGGAGGAGAUGCCGGAGCGAAGGGUCCCACAGCAGCAGCUGGGGAGGAAGUGGCAGCACGGCCUCUCCCUCAUCACUCUGAGGUCCCGGCUCAGAAUUAACCCCUUCUGCCAGGAAGCGUCCGAGCUGGGGCAAGUCACCGCCCGCCGGGCAAGGAGCAUGCCCGAGUUUGACGUCCGCGAGGACGACUAA